This is a messenger RNA of Parnassius apollo (apollo), 504 nucleotides long. The record is from the annotation of a GenBank genome assembly. Lineage: Eukaryota; Metazoa; Arthropoda; Insecta; Lepidoptera; Papilionidae.
AUGCGACAGGUGAAAUGUCGCGAUCAGAAGGGGUCUCGUCUGCGUCAGCGUCAGCAUCAUCAGGAACAGCAACUACGUCAGAUUCAAACACUUCUUCGGACACUACGACCACCACGACAGGGAGAGGUUACCACCACGACAGAGACCACGGUUGCAACUGUCACCACGGCGGCGUCCGAGGAGAACGGACAGAAGAAUGAAGCCGCACAGAAGGAGGCGACCAAGAAGACUCCAAAGGAUAUUCCGGACAAGGGCGUUCAUGGCUCUGCCCCAACCCUUAAGCCAAAGAGGGUCCAUGGGUGGUGCGCCAGGUCCAUGAAUACCACGAGCUCCUCAGCCAGGAGACGCGAGCUGGAAGCUAGAGAAGAAUUAGCACGCAUGGAACUGAAGCAAGCCCAAGCUGCGGCGAAAUUAGCCCGUGUCAGAUUAGCGCUGGCACAGUGUGAAGAGGAGGACUCCGUGGAUGAUGAACAGGAGGACAGAACAGCACAGGUGCAGUACUAG